CCGCUGAAUAUUUGAUGUAAAAGACGUUAACAUGUAAACAUCCGAACUUUUGUUAGAAUCACACGCGUGUCGGGGAUCUACUAUUCUCCGCCCGUACCGCGUUGGAAAUAUCAGUGUAAAUGGAAAAUCAGUGACUUACAAAUGUGUUUAUUUUUGUUUACCUAUAAAUUUUUGUAAAUUCGUUUUUUUCUUAUUUACAAUAUGGAUACAAAUAACACGGGUUCUGAUACGGGUACCGAGGAUAGAACGGCCAAGCGGAUCCUAAGGGAACGUUCGUCCAGGCGUCCUCUUCAGCUAAAACUGAGACAAAAAAGACAGACAAUGCAAAACAUGACCAGACCCUUAAAACAGUGGCUCUGCAAAAAUCGAGACAACCCCUACCCUUCUAAACUGGAGAAAGAAAUCCUUGCCCGUGAAUCUCAGAUGACCAACACACAAGUCUCCAACUGGUUUGCCAAUGCUAGGCGGAGAUUGAAGAAUGCUGUUAAGGGAGAUAAUAUUGCUUGGUCCACUCGAGUCAAAUUAUACAAUAGCAGCGUCCCUGGCAACGCCGAGCUUCUCAGCAUCAGUUCCGAUGACAGUAGUCUCUUUGAUUCAGAUGAUAACGACGAUUCAAUAACAAACACAGAUGAACAGAUUCACACAUCAGAUACACGGGUAGGAUUCAGUCCUGUGGUAGAGGAUCCACCCUCCGAUGACGUGGUUGUUCCGUCUCGAUCUCAGACCCCUACCAUUGGAUUUUUCCCGCCAUUGGAAUCCGAUUUCCAUAGGCCUUUCAGAGAGUGCAUGCAGGGACCUCAAAAUAAAUUUAAACAGACAAUUCUGCAGCGUUACUUGAGUGACACGUGCAACCAGGCCUCUGCCACUCAUGUUGACAUGGAAAUGUCUGCAUUCAACAAAACUAGAUCUCGGAAACCAUCAGGGUCUAUAGGGUCACGUGACUACGAAGAAAUGUCCACGGCUUCUGGGUUCUCGUCUGCUGCUGAAAGUCAGUUCUACUACCCAAUAGAUGACCCCGUGGAUGAAUUGGAAGCCGCCGCUAGGAGGCGCAGGAUCUCAGGAGAUGUAAGACGACAAGAUGAUAUUCACUGGAAGGAGAUCAGUGCCGCCAUGGCCCUUACGUCACUGGCACGCGGAAGCAGAUACCCAUACCACUAAAUAUAUUUUGCACACUUCGUUCGGGAUCCUUCGAGUAUACGGCCAGUUACCAACCACAGUGAUCUCCCCUUGUUCGAAGUAGAGGAGUGUUUUUAAAUAUUAACAUUUUUUCCUUUAACAAUAUUAUCUCAAUCUUCAGGGACAGAGUUUAAUCUUUAUACGUGUUCAGUGAAAGUUUUUGUAGAAUGAUCGGUCGGAUAUGUGUUUUAACUCUGUGAUUCGGUCUUACGUCAAAUGGCAAACGUUUGUGUUUCUAUGUACAGAUAUUCCACAUAUUUUUUAAUCAUUGUUCAUAGAUAUUUUCAUUGCCAUGGUUACAGUAGUUAGUUGUAAAUGUUUACAAGAUGAUAUAUUUUAAUCUUUUAAUUGUUAUAUAUUAUAUACAUUUCACUUGUAACUAGUGUAGUGAGCAACAGUUUGAAUGUCAAGAAUGAGCGCUGAUACAAAGAAAAAUUUGAAAAAAGCGCAGCCAUGGAUGGAAAGGGACGUCUAAUAAUUCUAUAAAUAUAUUUCAACACAAUAA
Molecule: messenger RNA, 1681 nt
Organism: Saccostrea echinata
Lineage: Eukaryota; Metazoa; Mollusca; Bivalvia; Ostreida; Ostreidae
Product: homeobox protein Mohawk-like
Exons: 5
Coding region: 202-1158 (318 amino acids)
Biological process (GO): muscle organ development; cell development; regulation of transcription by RNA polymerase II
Cellular component (GO): nucleus
Molecular function (GO): DNA-binding transcription factor activity, RNA polymerase II-specific; RNA polymerase II cis-regulatory region sequence-specific DNA binding
Source: RefSeq, a predicted model, not a curated record